AAUUACACAAAAAGGUAAAAUAGGACAAAACGAAAGUAGAUGGAUUUUUCCUUACUAAAUAUAGCACCUGGAACUUUUCAACAUGGACUCCAUUAGAGACUCACAAAAUUAUCUAAUGAAGACAGCCCUACAACACAUAUCGGAGUCAGUCUUUGUAGGACUGUGCCGUAAACUGGGAAACUCACAAAUGGUGGCCAUGAGGAGAGAUGUGAUGGACAUAAAGGAAAUAGUAGAAAAUCAAGCGAGAACAAGUGAUGGGUUCAGUAUGAUGGUGAGUGGAAGUCGAAGAGAAGGGUUUAGACUGAAAGGAUCUGAUGUGGACAGUAUGAACUGGCCAAAUAAUCACCAUGUGAUCUGGGAAUUAUCUCAGUCUCAGUAUUAUAACACACACAGACAAACAUUGAUCCUCUGUGACUGUUCUGAAAGUCCACCAGGAUUUACUUUGUUAUGUUUACUGUCACCAAGCAUGGACAGAAAUAUCCAGACAGCUUGUGUAAGCAUUAAUAACAGACAUUAUAUAUCUAGUUCUAAAUACAGACAGAUCACGUGUUCUGAAUCAUUUACAGAGAAAACUCAACAUGGACCCUGUGCAAGUGGAACAUAUCUCAGAUUAGUAGAGUAUGAUGAAGCCUACUGUUUUGUUAGUGACUUUUGGCCUCCAUCCGCCUCCUCAUGGAUAGACAGAUGUCACUCGUGGCCCCAGCCUCAUGUUGUUGAUGAUGUUGUGAAAAAUGGAUGUCACUUUGUACCAAUUGGACACAAGCUAGGAAGACAUGAAAUCCACGAAUGGAGAAUUUCUUUCUCUCUAGCAGAACAAAAACUAGUGAAUUCAAUGAACCAUUGUCAAUUCUUAACUUAUGGAUUGCUUAAAUUGUUGUUAACAGAAAUAAUUAACAAUGGACUGGAUGAGGAUGAUAAAUUACUGUGUUCUUAUCACAUGAAGACAGCAGUCUUCUGGGUGAUUCAACAAAAUACAAUACCUCACUGGUGUCCACAAAAUCUCCUGGGAUGUUUCUGGGUCUGUUUUAAACUCAUCCUUAAAUGGGUGUAUGAGGGGGUCUGUCCUAACUUUUUUAUUCCAGACAACAACAUGUUUCUGAGUAAAAUUCAUGGUGACAAACAACAUCAAUUAUAUAUUAGACUGUAUGGGUUGUAUGAGAAGGGUUUAGCAUUCCUGCUACACAGUCCCUCCAUUAGGUCUUAUUUUAUAAAUGUCCUUCAUAACCCCAGACUCUCCAUCUGUACAGAUGAACAUACUCUGAUUUCUGAGACUAAGUUUGACAGAAAUCUAUACAUUGAAAUAAUAAUUUAUAACAUGUUAAUCAAAAAGGGCAUACAUAGCUGUAUGAGAUAUCUAAAUGCAAUAGAACAGAUCAUAAGUUCAUAUCUACUGACUCAGUAUCAAGUCUUAAUGCUACAGAAACUGGCAAAUAAUGUUUUUUGUGAAAUUGCUUUUAAAUUACACAUGAAAACAUACACAAAUAACAACCAACUGAGGUAUAGAGUUGACAAAAUCUCCCGCUACAUGCUGAAAUUAGCAGCCAAGUUUGGUUGUAUUUCUGACAUGCUAUACAUAGCCAUGUAUUAUUACAAGACACUUAGAUACAUGGAAGCUUUAUCUAUUAUAGAGAUGAUCAAAAUAAAGUUAGCACAGCCAUAUGUGAUGUAUGUGUAUAAUGUAGAUACAGAGAUGUAUAUUGAGGCAGUAGGGGGACAGUCCUGGUCUGCAAAGAUGAGACAGGCUGUAGCAUGGGAUAUCAUACUUGACAAUAGAAUCCAUUGCAUCAGUGAGCUGAUACUUGAACAACGGACUGCUAUACAGAACAAGAGGAUUACAUUACAUGUUCCACAAUUCAUACUGUUAUACAUGCUAGAGAUCUUGUGCUACAGACAUGUAGACACAAUGAGAGUACUAGCAGCUCUAGAUGAUCUACAGACCCUAGUUCACUAUGAUCAGGGACAGUUUAUACCUUUACAUCUCAGAGAUAUAUCGUGGCAGAUUCUGGGGAUCUGUCAACAGGUGACAGGGAACCUCCAGGCUGCUCUAUACUCAUACAGACAAUCUCUCAGACAAGUACCAUCCAACAUGAUACACACAGCUACACAAAUGAGAAUCGAGCAAAUAGAGCAACUUCUUUAAGAUGACUUAAUUAGUAAAAUAAAUGUCGAACAUUUAUUAAAGAUACCUGUUCGAGUUAACAUCCUUGUAUUUUUCAUUUCAUAGUCCCUGACUGAUUCUUUAAUUCAAAAUAAGAGGUAAAUGGAUAUCCAAGUUCAUCUGAGUCUCCUUAGCUCUGCUGUUCUUCAGCAGAUUUUUGGAAAGAUUUAUCACAUCUUUAUUCCAAUGAAAAUGGUUGGACUCCUAUGGAGAUACCAUAAUAUCAUUGUUUAAUGUGGCUUUGAUGUAUUAUGGAGAUUUUUUUGAAUUUUUGUACCUGUUAACAAAUCUGGACAUUAAAAUUUGACCUGAAUUUAUUUCCAACUUCAAUCUUUUUUGCCUAUGAAUUACAAAUAAAUAAAUUUAUUACUUCAA
Messenger RNA from Saccostrea cuccullata (small rock oyster), 2533 nucleotides. RefSeq lists its product as uncharacterized. The record is from RefSeq and is a predicted model, not a curated record. Bases 83 to 2140 code for a protein of 685 amino acids. The transcript has 2 exons. Lineage: Eukaryota; Metazoa; Mollusca; Bivalvia; Ostreida; Ostreidae.